This is a messenger RNA of Aureobasidium pullulans EXF-150, 1311 nucleotides long. RefSeq lists its product as uncharacterized. The transcript has 2 exons. The record is from RefSeq and is a predicted model, not a curated record. Bases 148 to 1311 code for a protein of 387 amino acids. NCBI's taxonomy places the organism in Eukaryota, Fungi, Ascomycota, Dothideomycetes, Dothideales, Saccotheciaceae.
ACAGGCAUCACGGCAGCUCUGGAAACGGAGAAAUUACUUCAGCAAGCUGCAAAUACAUCCAUGCAUUUUGGGCUGUACAUGCGAUGAUGGCUAAACUCUUGACAGUCUCUGCAGUGACCCUCGGUUACACAGGUAGAGCAACAGACGAUGAGCUACAUGCUAUUGUACAACUCCAGAGACACAGGCUUGACAAAGAGGCCUGACAACUGUCCUAAGAUCACAAGAGAUGCCACUCAUUAUAAUCCAAAACUUCCCGACCCAUUCCGAUUUGCUAAUGGCAGGCCCGUCAAAACAAUUUCCGACUUUGUCUGCCGCCAACGUGAGGUCAGCGAGCUCUUCCAAAACCUCGAGCUGGGCACCAAACCAGGAAAGCCGGAUGCUGUAUCUGGCUCCAUAUCUGGUGGUAACUUGACUAUCACAGCAACUGUCAACGACAAAACUAUCUCGUUCAUUCCGACAAUCACAUAUCCACUCAAUGGGACCGCGCCUUAUCCAGCUAUCAUCGCUUUCGGAUCCCUUACCAUUCCAGCUCCAUCUGGCGUGGCUAUCAUCACUUACAACAACGACGAAAUCGGUGCACAGAUCAAUCAAAGCAGUCGUGGUCAAGGCAAAUUCUUUGAGCUCGAUCCAGAUAAGACAGCCAAUGGUGCAAUGACAGCCUGGGCGUGGGGCGUGAGCCGCAUAAUUGAUGUUCUGGAGACAUUGCCUAGUACCAAUAUCAAUCCAAGGAAAAUCGCGGUCACCGGCUGUUCACGAGAUGGAAAGGGAGCCCUAGUUGCGGGGGCGCUCGACAGCCGCAUAGUCCUGACCAUUCCACAAGAGAGUGGUUCUGGAGGUACUGCAUGCUGGCGUCUCAGCGACUAUGAAAACCACAAUGGGACUACGCAGACAGCUUCGGAAAUAGUGCAAGAGAACGUCUGGUUUGCUAGCCAAUUCGAUGAGUUUGCCAACACCACGGUCAACACACUUCCUUUCGAUCACCAUAUGCUAGCCGGGCUAGUUGCUCCGAGAGGUCUCUUGGUCAUUGAUAACAUUGGCUACGAGUGGCUUGGUCCUUGGAGCUCAUACGGAUGUAUGAAAACCGGCCGCAAGAUCUAUCAGGCCUUGGGCGCGUCUGAUCAUUUGGGCUACUCCAUGUCUCCGAGCCACGCUCAUUGCUCAUUCCCAUCAUAUCAGACUCCAGAGCUGCAAGCUUUCGUCGACAAGUUUCUCUUUGACAAAGCAGCUGAUACUGCCUUCUUCGAGCCUUCUGGCAACAUCACUUUCGACGAUGAACAAUGGGUGGACUGGGUGACUCCGAAGCUCUACUGA